AUGUGGCCCAGCCUGUCCAGGCCCAGGCAAGGCACCACGCAAGUGCCAAGCCCCAAAGCGUCGAGAGCCUCCUCCUACCUUACCUUACUGCUCGGCCUGGGUCCCGCUCGUAGCCUUCAAUACCACCAUGAUCCUCGCCAAGACCAGGGAUAUGCCAAGAUGCGCACGCGUACGCAAGCCAUCACCCCCCUUCCGGGAGUCUCCCAGACUGGACCAGAGAAGGAAGAGAUGAACAAAGUCAAGAUGAAGUUCUCUAUUGCCUCCUCCAUCGCCGUCCUGGCCGCUCUGGCCAACGCCACCCCGACUCCCACCGUCGUCGGCGGCAACGCCGUCGACCCCCGUGCCGUCGAGAAGCGCGCCACCAUCACUGACGCCUGCGACGUCGGCUACGGCGCCGGCACCACUGGUGGCUCCGGCGGUACCACCACCACCGUCUCCACCCUGGCCCAGUUCACCGCGGCCGCCACCUCCUCCGACAAGGCCGUCAUCGUCGUCAAGGGCGCCAUCACCGGCGCCGCCAAGGUCAAGGUCGGCUCCAACAAGUCCAUCAUCGGUGCCAAGGGCUCCUCCCUCACCGGCGUCGGUCUGUACAUCAACAAGCAGGAGAACGUCAUCGUCCGCAACAUGAAGAUCAGCAAGGUCCUCGCGGAUAACGGCGACGCCAUCGGCAUCCAGGCCUCCUCCAAGGUCUGGGUCGACCACUGCGAGCUCUCCUCCGACCGUGACAACGGCAAGGACUACUACGACGGUCUCCUCGACAUCACCCACGCCUCCAUGGCCGUGACCGUCUCCAACACCUACCUCCACGACCACUACAAGGGCUCCCUCGUCGGCCACUCCGACUCCAACUCGGCCGAGGACACUGGCAAGCUCUACGUCACCUACGCCAACAACUACUGGAAGAACAUCGGCUCCCGUGUCCCCUCCGUCCGCUUCGGAAACGUCCACAUCUUCAACAACUACGAGGAGAGCAUUGACACCUCCGGUGUCAACACCCGCAUGGGCGCCCAGGUCCUCGUCGAGUCCUCCGUCUUCUCCUCCGUCAAGAAGGCCAUCACCUUCCUCGACUCCAAGACCACCGGCUACGCUACCGUCUCCGACGUCGACCUCGGUGGCUCCACCAACGACGCCCCUGCCGGCACCUUCACCAAGCCCGACUACUCCUACUCCAAGCUCGGCUCUGCCAAGGUCAAGGCCUCCGUCGUCGCCUCCGCCGGCCAGACCCUUUCCUUCUAA
Colletotrichum costaricense is the source of this 1236-nucleotide messenger RNA. RefSeq names its product pectate lyase B. The record is from RefSeq and is a predicted model, not a curated record. Gene Ontology annotation, molecular function: pectate lyase activity. The transcript has 2 exons. NCBI's taxonomy places the organism in Eukaryota, Fungi, Ascomycota, Sordariomycetes, Glomerellales, Glomerellaceae. The coding region runs from base 1 to 1236 and encodes 411 amino acids.